This is a messenger RNA of Artibeus jamaicensis (Jamaican fruit-eating bat), 2447 nucleotides long. RefSeq names its product peroxisomal biogenesis factor 19 (gene PEX19). The transcript has 8 exons. Lineage: Eukaryota; Metazoa; Chordata; Mammalia; Chiroptera; Phyllostomidae. Gene Ontology annotation, cellular component: peroxisomal membrane; peroxisome. The record is from RefSeq and is a predicted model, not a curated record. The coding region runs from base 39 to 938 and encodes 299 amino acids. Gene Ontology annotation, biological process: protein import into peroxisome membrane.
AGGAGUCUCACCUCCUACGGUGUGACAGAGGGAACAAGAUGGCUGCCGCACAGGAGGGCUGUGGGGUUGAGGCUGAUGCGGAUCAGGAAUUGGAAGAGCUUUUGGAAAGUGCUCUUGAUGAUUUCGAUAAGGCCAGACCCUCCCCAGCACCCCCUCCUACCACCACGGCCCCUGAUGCUUCAGGGCCCCAGAAGAGAUCGCCAGGAGACACUGCCAAAGAUGCCCUGUUCGCCUCCCAAGAGAAGUUUUUCCAGGAACUGUUUGAUAGUGAGCUGGCUUCCCAAGCCACUGCAGAGUUCGAGAAUGCAAUGAAGGAGUUGGCUGAGGAAGAGCCCCACCUGGUGGAACAAUUCCAAAAGCUCUCAGAAGCUGCUGGAAGAGUAGGCAGUGAUGCGACUUCCCAACAAGAAUUCACUUCUUGCCUAAAGGAGACACUAAGUGGACUAGCUAAAAAUGCCACUGACCUGCAGAACUCAGGCAUGUCAGAAGAGGAGCUGACCAAGGCCAUAGAAGGGCUGGGCAUGGAUGAAGGGGAUGGGGAAGGAAACAUCCUCCCUAUCAUGCAGAGUAUCAUGCAGAACCUACUGUCCAAGGAUGUGCUGUACCCAUCACUGAAGGAGAUCACAGAAAAGUAUCCAGAAUGGUUACAGAGUCACCAGGAAUCUUUACCUCCAGAACAGUUUGAAAAAUAUCAGGAACAACACAGUGUCAUGGGCAAGAUAUGUAAGCAAUUUGAGGCAGAGACCCCCACAGAUAGUGAGGCCACUCAGAAAGCUCGUUUCGAGGUGGUGCUGGAUCUUAUGCAGCAGCUACAAGAUUUGGGCCAUCCUCCAAAAGAACUGGCUGGGGAGAUGCCUCCUGGCCUCAACUUUGACCUGGAUGCCCUCAAUCUGUCAGGCCCACCAGGUGCCAGUGGUGAACAGUGUCUGAUCAUGUGAAACACGACACGUUUCCUUCCUGAUUCCCAGCCAUGGGGAAUGUCUGGAGUCAGCAGAACCACUAGGAGCUGAGGCAGGAAUGUUGCCUGUGGGAGUGGUCUACCAGCUACCCUCUGUCAUCCCAUCCAAGAUGGUGCCAAUGCCAACUGAUGUUUUUCCCUGUCUUUCUAGGAAUAAGACCUGUUCUGUGGGGCAUUUCUGUGAGCCCUUUUGAUUGUGGUUUCUGCUGCUAGCAAAGGCACAGAUACCUACUUACCAAGUAAAGGAAGGCUUCCCUUUUAGGAAGCAUGCAUCUUCUUCCUUCACCCAAAAUAAUGUUACAUUUGCCCACAUUGAUGUUCACCUUUGUACCCAGGGUCUUCGUGCCUUGUUUCCACUCCCUUCUCUGGGGCCUAGGGAGCAGGGACAGAGUCUUGGGACUCUAUUUCUGUAGUCUGUUGGACAGGUCAUUUGGAAAUGAUGGGGAGUAACCUUGCCUAGGCUGGAGCUAUAGGUCCAUCACCAUGCCCUCUUGCCUUCAGACAGACCUUUUUGAAUUCUCUGAAGGGAAAGGCAGUGGAGGCUUUUGCUUCUAAUGACAGUAAAGUUGAAAGACAAGUCCUGGGGUUCUCCUCUCCCAAGGUGCUGCAUCCUCAACUCCCAGUUCCAGCUUGAGAAUUCAGGUUGCUGCCCUAGUUCUUUCCAUAAUGCUAUGUGAUCUGGAUGAAUCUAGCCCUUGACCUUCCUUUGCCUCUCUUAUCUCCCCUCAUUCAAAAAUACCCAUUUAUUUCAACCUUUCUCCAAACUGACAAAGAAGGGCCCACCCUAUUUCCCCUCAUCUAGUCCAUUUACUGUUUUCACUGGCCCCUUCUCUCCCUGGUAAACACAAUAUAAUUAUAAUGUCAGAUCUAGGAACUGAGUGACUGUUCUUCCCCAGAUACAUUUGGGCUUAUUUGAAACAACUACUUUGAGUCCUGUCCUUUGAUUCAGGGAGGUUGUUUGGGAAAGUGGGGGGUGUGGCCUAGGUCCUUUUUCCAGACUAAUAAAUAUUUUGAGUGAGGAGUGUGGCCUGUUUUUCAUCCAGGUCUUUUUCUGAUCUUCCUCAACUUCUGUCAGCUGCAGUGUGAAUAAUUUUAGCAGACUAGUCCUGCAUAACAUUGCACUGAUGAUUCCACCACCACCCCUCUUCCCCAGCUCAAUCUGCACUUCAUUUGGCAAAGGAGACUGAUGACCUUACCUCAUUUCCUGUUAAGUAUUUGAGUCUGGGAAGCCUUUUCAUUUGUAUUGAUUUUAACAUUUCAUAUUUUUAUUAAGAAUAUAUUGUUGCCCUGGCUGGUGUAGCUCAGUGGAUUGAGCGCAGGCCUGCGAACCACACAAUUGCGGUUCGAUUCCCAGUCAGGGCACAUGCCUGGGUUGCAGGCCAGUUCCCAGCAGGGGACUCAAGAGAAGCAACCAUACACUGAUAUCUCUUUCCUUCUCUCCUUCCCUCCUCCUCUAAAGAUAAAUAAAUAAAAUCUUAAAAAAAAAGAA